Molecule: messenger RNA, 870 nt
Organism: Anopheles maculipalpis
Lineage: Eukaryota; Metazoa; Arthropoda; Insecta; Diptera; Culicidae
Exons: 4
Coding region: 1-870 (289 amino acids)
Molecular function (GO): N-acetyltransferase activity
Source: RefSeq, a predicted model, not a curated record
AUGCUUCGGUGGAUACGAAAGUUUCGUUGGCGCUCGCUACUGUCGGAUUUAAAAUCGAAUCCCAACGCAUCAUCCCAUUGCAGCCCGCGGGCAAACAACGAUGCCGACCGGUUCGACAUCAAGGACACCCGGUUGCAGAAUACAUUAUCGGCCACCCGUCCCUGUCCGUGCCGUGUACGGUUGGCAAAGGCGGAAGAUACCCGUCAGGUGGUGACGUUUGUGGAGCACCAUUUGCUGCACUCUGAACCACUGUUGCGUGCGCUGAACGUCGGCGUGAUACCGGGCCGCGAACAGUUGCUAGAGUACAUUCGACAGCUGCUGCGAGAUAGCUUCACGCUGGUAGCGCUGAGCGAUGACGAUGCGAGUCACCGGUCGUUGUCGUCGAAUGGUGGUCGGAUCGUUGGUGUUGCUAUAAGUCGGCGCAGUUGCAGCUGGGACGGGAAGCAGCUGAUCGAGCGGGCGGAUCGAACCCGCUGCGACCAACUUCGUAAGCUGCUUUACAUCUGGUCCAUCGUCGAGUCGGAACCGGGCCUGCAUCAGCACUUUUGCACCCGCUGUCUGUUUGAGAUUGCAUUUCUCGCGACGGCCGUCGAAUCGCAGCGACAGGGGAUCGGAUUGCAUUUGACGUUGCAUUCACUGCAGCUGGCCCGGGAUUUGGGAUUCCAUUUCGCACGGAUGAACUGCACAUGUGAAUACAGCUCGCGGAUUGCCUCGAAGGCUGGUCUCGAGUGUUGCUGGACGGUGGCGUACCAUCAUCUCGUCGACAGCAGGAAGCAGCCGGUCGUACAUCCGGAGCCGCCCCAUACGCAUAUCAAAGUGCACGCAAUGGCCCUUUUUCCCGAGCUGUCCAUUAAAUCCUCAUGCAGGUAA